Molecule: messenger RNA, 1005 nt
Organism: Symbiodinium sp. CCMP2592
Lineage: Eukaryota; Dinophyceae; Suessiales; Symbiodiniaceae
Source: the annotation of a GenBank genome assembly
AUGGGUGAAGUGCUGCACAGCAUCCAAAGCCAGCACCCACGUCCGAAGUGCAUCGUCCUGGCACCAUUGAAGGGUUUCGUCCGCUGGCUUCGGGAAGUGCACGGGCACGAGCUUCUCUUGACCUUGGGCUUUGAUCGGUCUUUGGCAUCCUUGAUGUCGAAGGCGUUGACGGCUGCAGAGUCAGCGCAGGAGUUGGACUUGAAUCUCUCCUUCGUUGAUUCCGAUGGCGACUUGGUGAACUUCUUCUCCGCCGUAGAGGACGGCUUGUCCCAGCUUAGGAUGAGGAUUGGCUCAGGGACGAGCAGGAGGGUGAUAAGGCUCCGAUCUGCAGGCGAGGACUCGCUGGUGGUACUCCUGGAGGACGGAAGCCCUUUGCAAGUGGUGGCUCCCCGAAGCUCUGUAGAGGAUGGAAGCUUAGCCAGAAUUCAAGAAGCGGCAGAAGGUCUCGGGAUGUUGCCAAUCUCCAUGAAGAAGCCCUUAUGCACCUUGUGUGAAAGUUACUUGGCAGGCAGGAAAGAUGGCCAGUGCCCGGACGAGGAUGCCAGCUUUCACUUUAAGCAGGGUGCCAUGCUUUCUUCGCUACACUGGUGGGGAGAUGAGUCCGUGCAAGCCCUACGGAGUUCGUUUGGACUGUUGGCAGGAUACCUGUAUGAACCCGACAUGCUGAAGCAGAACGCCGAAGCUUAUGCCAAAGGCUUCGAGCUGAUCGCUGAGCUGCUGAGGCUUGUGCAGGCUGCGGAGUUCGGCUUCGUUUCACCGGCGCCCCUGUUCGUGGACCUUGGGAGCGGGGAUGGCCGGGUGGUGAUUGCAGUGUCGCGACGACUCGGCAUCCGUGGUGUCGGUGUGGAGAUGGACGCGCAGCUCGUGAGGCAAAGCGUGGAUCAAGUGCCGGACAGCCUGCGAGGCCUGCGUAAGGUUGAGGGUGUAGGGCUUAGGGUUUGGGGUCGAGGGUUUGUGGGUUCACUGCGACUUCGGGCAAAACCAACGUUAUUUUCGGUUUCUUAG